Messenger RNA from Penicillium brasilianum, 2138 nucleotides. The record is from the annotation of a GenBank genome assembly. Lineage: Eukaryota; Fungi; Ascomycota; Eurotiomycetes; Eurotiales; Aspergillaceae.
AACCACCUAGUUACCUCAGAAGAUCUCUGGGGCCCCGGAUUUCCCUGGGGUGAUGGAUGAACAUGGGGAGAACUGAGUAUCAGUGGAGUCCAAAAGGCGGCAAGUGGAUGCACGCUCUCUCAGCUCCCCACUAUUGUGCACUCCCAUUAAUGGUGCGAAAUCCCCCAGGCUUAAGGUAAGAUUGGCUUGGUUAAGCAAUAUACCAGCGUCCGAGAGAAUCAAAUCUGUCUCUUUACUCAGUCAUAAGGACCGUGUAUCCUUGCUCUUUUCUGCCGCUCAAAGCCUCUCCUAAGCGUGGCAACAGAGGCAUGGAGCAGCCAAAUAUCACUACCAACGUCGAUAUGGACAAGGCGACCAUCGCGCACGUCUCAGACGUCUCGCACAUUUCACCCGUCUCAAAGGCACAAGUCGGUCGAGAGAGGCUCUUUGAUCGCCUCCCACCGCAUGAGUCGUACGAGGGCCGCCAUCGGUGGGAUCCCGACAUGACAUGGACCGCCGAUGAAGAGCGGAAAGUGGUCCGGAAAACGGAUUUUUAUCUGCUCUCCUGCCUAUGUAUCAUGUUCUUCGGUCUCCAGCUAGACCGAGGCAACCUGUCUAAUGCUCUCGCCGAUGAUCUGCUUCAGGACUUGGAACUCACCACCAACGACUAUAACAAUGGUACCACGAUUCAGCUCGUCUGUUUCCUUGCAGCUGAGUUCCCCGUCCAGAUGAUUACGAAGAGGCUUGGGUUCAAAAAUGUCUUGCCCACAAUGAUGUUUCUUUGGGGUGCCGUUUCCUGGGGCCAGGCAUGGAUCACGAAUCGCGCCAGCUUCUACGUUACCCGCGCGCUCAUUGGCCUCUUCGAGGGCGGAUUUAUUCCAGGUGUGAUCUUGUUCUCAACCUACUUUUACACGUCCAAAGAGCUCUCAACCCGGCUGGCCGUCUUCUGGUCUACGCUGAAUGUCGCUCGUGUCAUCUCGGCGCUACUCGCGGCGGGGAUCCUCAAGAUGAGGGGCAUCGGGGGCCAUACGGGGUGGUUUUGGCUCUUCCUUUUGGAAGGCCUUCUCACCUGCGUGAUUGCACUGGUGGCCUUUCUAUGGCUUCCUGCCAGCCCAACGGAGACCAGGAGUGUUAUCUGUCGUAACCCCUGGUACACGGAGCGAGAAGAGGCCAUUAUGGUCAACCGUAUCCUUCGUGAUGACCCAGCCAAGGGGCUGACGGCCCUCAAAGAGCCGGUCCGCUGGAGCAACAUCAAGGAGGCCUGGAUGGAUAGGUCCAUGUGGGGGCUCUACUUUAUCGGCCUAGUCGCCUAUAUUCCUGCGACACCUGUCCAAGGCUACCUUACCCUCACGUUAAAGCGCAUUGGCUUCACAACAUUCAAUGCCAACAUGCUGACCGUCCCGUCGGCAGUUCUGCAGAUCUUUACAAUGCUCGCCAUAUCCUUCAGCAGCAACUAUUUCAACGAUCGGGCUUUUCAUGUCGUCUUUGGAGAUUUUUGGGUCAUGCCCCUCCUCGUUGGUCUUCUCACGCUGCCUAACGGCGGCCGGGACUGGUCUCGCUUCACACUCGUGACACUAAUAUCUGGUUAUCCGUACUUUCACCCAAUAGUAUCUUCGUGGAUCUCUGAGAACAGCUUUGAUGUCAAGAAGAGGGCCAUCACGGCCGCUACUUACAAUGUGAUUGUACAGGUCGGCUCCCUCAUCGGCUCCCAGAUCUACCGGGCCGAUGAUGCGCCGUACUACCAUCGCGGCAACUCUGUGCUACUAGCAAUCUGUGUCUUCACUAUUGUUGUCGUUAUCAUUCAGCGUGAGCUUUUGCGCCACCUGAACCGGAAGAAGGAUAUGAUGUGGAGGUCCAUGACAGUGGAGCAGCAGGCGGCGUACCAGAACGACAUUCCAGCUCGGGAGAAUGAUGGAAAUAAGCGGCUAGACUUUCGCUUUUCAUACUAGCGUGAGAGUAAAGACCAUGGAGGAUAUUGCAACGAGGAUGAAACUGACAUUGCGACUGUCCUAGAGGAAUGGGGUCAGUCGAUCCGGGGCCUUAGUGAAAGAUCUGAACUCGGCAACUGGGGAUAACUCCUUGGAGAUAGCGGGUCGGCAUGGGAGUUUAUCACAGCAGGCCUCUUUAUAUCUCUUUGCGCAAGGAGAAUACUUGAAUUC